AUGUCGCGUCGCGACGACGCGUCUCCUCAAUCGCAGCAUGGUCGUGAUGCAUCAUCUUCGCUUGGACUUCCUUCGAGUAGUCCUGUGCAUCCGAGCAUGCAUGAGCGAGCAGCGCCUUCGGAUUCUUCCUCAGUGGUGAGUGGUGUGGGAUCACCCCUGCACUUUCCAACGUCCUCUCCUGCUGUUUCGCAAAUAUCGCAGCGCACACCUCUGGCACGACGUCGACACGGACCGAUGUCAACGACAUCUAGCCAGUCUGGUGACGCUGAGCCGCUCUUUUUCCCUCCAUCUACAAGUUCGACGCCGCACCGCAGUCGGCGAGGCGAUAUUCAAUCGUUUUCUGUUGCUCUUAGCUCACCGUCUGUGCUUCCAUGGCGUAUGCAUCAAGGAUUGACUCCCGCAGCUAAUGGAUCUGAGUCGGAACGUGCUCCACGAUCGUCCUCCCAUGCUAGUGACGAUCUUGUUUUUUCGCAUGGCACAUCGGAGGAUGAUGCGCAGUAUGCACAGCCUCAGCAAAAUAUGCUCAAGGUAAUUUGGGGUACGAAUGUCUCGGUGGGUGAGACUAUGCAGUUAUUCCAGACGUUCCUACGUGGUUUUCGUCUCAAGUAUCGUUGGGCUUAUGUUAGGUCACAUGGUCUUCCCCAAGCACAGUUGCCACACAUGGAUGGUGAGCUGCUGUUGUAUGAGGACUAUAUGCGUCAAAUGCGUCGAACCCAUAUACCCAAUUUGAACCUAAGUAUCCGCGAUUUGGCGGCUUUUCCCCCAUCCAAGAAAUUGGCUUUGCAGGUAAUUCGGUACCCUCAGGAAGUGGUGCCCAUCAUGGAUACAGUCCUCAAGGAGCAGAUGCUUGUGCUUGCGGAAGAAGAUUUGCGCUCUAGCCUAACAAAUUAUGAAGUGGACACGCUGCGUGAACAGAUGGAUCUCAUCGAGAGUAUGCUAUACAAAGUUCGACCAUACGGCGGCAAAAGCACCAACAUGCGGGACUUGAAUCCCUCAGAUAUCGAUAAACUUACGGUCGUUCGCGGCCUCGUCAUCCGUGUAUCGUCCAUCAUUCCUGACAUGAAAGUGGCGUUCUUCCGUUGCUCAGUAUGCCAUCAUACUGUGCAGGUAGAGAUUGAUCGCGGUCGGAUCACCGAGCCGCAGCGAUGUCCGCGUGACAUGUGCAACCAACUUGGAUCCCUCUCGCUGAUCCACAACCGAUGUGAGUUUGCCGAUCGCCAGAUCAUUCGACUUCAAGAAACCCCUGAUGUCGUUCCCGACGGACAGACGCCUCAUUCCAUUAGUUUGUGUGUCUACGACGAGAUGGCGAAUCGAUGCAAACCCGGUGACCGCAUUGAAGUCACGGGCAUUUUCCGCAGCAUGCCGGUCCGCCUAAAUCCUCGGCAGCGCACGCUUAAGAGCCUGUUCAAGACAUAUGUGGACGUGGUGCAUGUCAGGCUCAACAGCAGUAGGCGUUUGUUCAUGGAUGGCUCGACGCGUGAGUUGGUGGACACACAUGCACUUGGUGUGGGAGGCGAAGAUGAGGGCGAGAUGGUGGAUUCGGACAGCCAUGUGGCUGGCGAUGCACCAUCCUCGCAGCUUCCUGCGAGCGGGCGCAUGUCCCUUUUUCCCAGCGAAGAAAUGCAGGAUCAGAUUCAACGGCUCUCUGAGCGCAGCGACGUAUACGAGUUGCUGGCUCGCAGCCUAGCUCCAAGCAUCUAUGAGAUGGAGGAUAUGAAAAAGGGCGUUUUACUGCAGUUGUUUGGUGGAACAAACAAGUCGAUUACGACGGGUGAUGGCCAUGAUGGCCCUAGGUACCGAGGUGAUAUCAAUGUACUGAUUGUCGGUGACCCUGGUACGUCUAAGAGUCAGAUGCUCCAGUACGUGCACAAGAUUGCACCGCGUGGAAUGUAUGUGUCCGGCAAGGGCUCGUCGGCUGUGGGUCUGACGGCCUAUGUGACACGCGAUCCUGAUACCAAGCAACUUGUGCUGGAAAGCGGGGCGCUUGUGCUUUCAGAUGGUGGUGUAUGUUGUAUCGACGAAUUUGACAAGAUGCCUGAUGCAACGCGCAGCGUACUUCAUGAGGUCAUGGAGCAACAGACUGUGUCUGUGGCCAAGGCCGGCAUCAUCACCACCCUCAAUGCUCGAACGUCUGUGCUGGCCGCAGCGAAUCCAAUUGGGUCCAAGUAUGAUCCGCAUUUGCCCAUCACCAAAAACAUUGACUUGCCGCCGACGCUACUCAGUCGUUUCGAUUUGGUGUACUUGGUUCUAGAUCAAAUUCAAGAGGCCACGGAUCGGCGUUUGGCACGCCAUUUGGUCGGACUUUAUCUCGAUGAUGCGCCAGAGAGUGGUGGAAGCGAUGUGAUUCCGAUUGAACUGCUGACCUCCUACAUUUCGUACGCGCGUGAAAACGUUGCCCCUGUCUUGACUGCUGAGGCCAGCGACUUGCUAGCGCGUCGAUACGUCGAGCUCCGCAAGGCUGGUGAAGAUCCACGCAGUACCGAGCGCCGUAUCACAGCGACCACGCGACAAUUAGAAAGCAUGAUCCGUCUCUCUGAAGCCCAUGCGCGCAUGCGGCUUUCCACUGUCGUAACGGCGGCGGAUGUGGACGAGGCGAAUCGACUGAUCCGCGAAGCAGCCAAGUCGAGUGCCACGGACCCCACGACUGGUCUCAUCGAUUUGGAUCUCUUAGCCACCGGUCGCUCCUUGCACCAGCGGCGGAUCGCGGGCGACAUGAAGAACGAGUUGUUGUCGGUGAUUCAGACCUUGGCUCAGGGUGGCGGCCAAUCUCGACCCGUGCGUGUCACAGAGCUGCUGCAUUCGAUCCGCGAGCAGAGUUCUGUGAUGGUGGAGCCCGCAGAGCUCAAUGAGGCAUUGCAGGCACUCGAGGCCGAGGGCACUGUGCAGCUCGCAGGUGAUCGUGAGCGACGUACAGUACGUCUGCUAUAG
Messenger RNA from Malassezia restricta, 2928 nucleotides. Its product is annotated as DNA replication licensing factor MCM4. The transcript has 2 exons. The record is from RefSeq and is a predicted model, not a curated record. Gene Ontology annotation, molecular function: single-stranded DNA binding; single-stranded DNA helicase activity; ATP binding. Bases 1 to 2928 code for a protein of 975 amino acids. Gene Ontology annotation, biological process: DNA strand elongation involved in DNA replication; mitotic DNA replication initiation; DNA replication. Lineage: Eukaryota; Fungi; Basidiomycota; Malasseziomycetes; Malasseziales; Malasseziaceae. Gene Ontology annotation, cellular component: MCM complex; nucleus.